CUGGCUUCGGGGACGGGACGGGGACUGGCCAACCUGUACCUGCCCACCGUGUUUCAAGGCUAGGCACUCCCCGUGUGGGUGACGUGGGGGCGGGGCGUGGGGCCGGAGUUGUGCCCAUUUUGGGGCCGACCUUGCUGGUAGCGAGAAAAUGUGACAGGAUGAUGGGGGACGGCAUGCGGAAGGAGCAAAAUAAUGCAUGAUCAACUGUGGAGGUCCUGAGGUAACUGAAACCCAGGAGAAUUAAUGUGCCACAGCUGUCUAACAAGAAACAAGAAGCAUGGGAAUGCUACCUAACGACACUAAUAUAGAUGUGCAUGUAUGCAUCUCAAGAAAGAUUGUGGACCCUCAUAAAUAAUACGAGGGUCAGCUGGCGCCCCCGAGACCCUCUGGGAGCAAUGAGAAAUUGGAGUUGCAGAAAAGCCCGACUUGUUAAUUUAAAUUAAAGACAGAAUGAUAAAAUUAAAAACCAAUUAUUGAUAUUGCUCUCUGGGGCUCUCCUCAAUACUUCUGAUUUUCUGUUUACAUAAAAAACCUGAGAACAGGGAUUGCAUAGCGGAUUGACUACAGACUGAUCAUCAUAAACUUGUGAACAAUUGUUUUUCAAACAAGGUGUCACCUCCAACAUAAGUUGAGUGCGGGUACAGAAAUAGUGCGGACGGAAUACACCGGAUCGAAUAUCAAUUGAGACAGCCGGUCUUAAGGGGUCCAUCUGAGGUUGGCAAAAUCGUAUGUGCAUUGUUUAAUUGAUAUUGUUAUCUGCAAUCAAAAAAAAAAAAAAUGGGGGAAAGGAACUAUGCUAGUCCAAUGGUGACCACACCCAUCGAGGUAGUGCGGAGAAACUACCCGCUCAUUAAGGGGGUUAAAAAAAAAAUAUCCAAAAAAUGGAAUAAAAGAUGGCCUGACAUCGAGAGGCCUUGGCCGGUGGAAGGGACUUUUAACAGGGAAGUAGUUGAGACUAUACGUGUACUAGUAUCAGCAUACAAGGCAGGACAUAAAAAAGGAAAAAGAGGAGAAAAGAGGAAGGAAAAAAGAGAAUGGGAAUUGGGAUUGUUAAAAAUAUUUGACGAAGAGGGACUCAAAUUGAACCGAGAGUUCCAACAGAGAAAAGAGAAAAUUAAAGCUGAAGUGCAGGAAAAUAUGGAAGAAGCUAAGAACCUAAUGGAAAAAGCAAACAUGCCUUUUUCACAUGUGUCCCCUGUUAAGAAUCCCCCACCGUAUGAUGUGAGUGAAGACCGUGGAAAUGUAUAUUCACAACUUCCGAUAAUCAACCAGGAAGGACGUUAUCAGCUGGAGACGGAGGAUAAGGACAUUGUCGAAACAGGAAGAGCAAAGACCACCAUCAUCAUGCACCCUAGCCCUGCCCGCAAAAGAAAUAAAACACGAUUUGCAAAGCAUGGCACUUUUGACUACACCAGAAAGGAGACUGAAUUGACGAGGCAAAUAUUGCUGGAUUUGCCCAAAAUUGACUAUGACAUACAGUUGUGGGCAAUAGACUGGCUUAAGAGUACCGGUAAGUAUUUACCCAAAGAGAUUAUGGACCUAUUAGAGGGAAUAGCCUCUUGCAAAUUGACUAGGUUGAAUGAUAGAAAAUCAGACGCGCUGAGUUCCCUUUAUCCAACAACAUUGGGUCCUUCACAACAACUGGCAUUUGAAUUGCUAUCUGAGGUACACCCAAUGACUUAUUUGGUUAAUUGUAUGGAUGCUUGGGUGACUGUCACAGGACAGGACCCCAAUAGUCAUCCAUUGAAUCAGGCUUUGUUCAGGCAAGCAGUGCUGGGGGGUUGUCCGUCUGAUGUGCAGAAAAUGAUGACUAACUCUCCCACUCUCCCCACUUCAGAUGACGUGAAUUGGCGAACUCAUUUCCUAUAUUAUGUGCAACAAUCUCGAAUGAGAGCCGAGGAAGAGACUGAGAAAACAUCCAAGCUACAAAACGACUUUUUGAAUUCACAAAUACAAGAGGCUAAGAGAGCCUCCAGUAAUGCAUGCAAAAAAGAGAAACUUGGGAGAUCUAAUCAAAUGUCAAUCAGUGUCUUUCAACAGGCUCCACCACGGCUGAUCACACCCACACCGCAGCUCCAAGCCACACCUCAACAUUACGGCCUGCCCACAAGGCAGGGCCGAGACGCAUGGCUGGGGGGAGGUCUGAGACGGGAAGGUGGGCGUGGACGAGGAAGUCACGGGAGCCAAGCUGGCUGUUUCAUUUGUGGUGAUGUGAAUCAUUGGACAAGGAAAUGCCCGCGCCGCCGGCACCCACCUGUUCAUCAAUCAGGCUAUGAUCAACAAGCUCUGACUCCUCCUCCGCAAAACCAACAACAAUGACAGGAUACGGCACCCCCACAUGGACAAUACCCAUCUGCUCCAUGGGUACCUGAAUCCCCAACAAUAGGGAUCACUGCUGGCCUCACUGAAAGACUGUCAUGAACUUGGACAUGCUGGACCACACUUGCUCCCAAUGCCUGCUGAUACAAGGCUGACUGUUGCUAAAGUCAGCCGAUGACCCACCACUGAACUCUGUCUUCCAACAUAUCGGCUUUGGUCUCCUUAGACUUCCUCCAUAUGACCUUACCAUCCGCUGAUCGGUCCUUCCCACUGCACAAUGCUUUUGACAAACUAGAGAUUGAAAUUUAUCGCAUGGCCUGGUUGGGUGAAACACAAGGCAAUUUAUUUAAUGUUCCCUCCUCCUCAAUUAUUGUAGGGCCUGAAGGGUGUGGCAGCCAGAGUGGACCUGUCAGAGGAUCUCAUCUCAUUGACUGGUAUCUAGGCCUGACAUGGCCGCGCCGCUCAUACUUUUUUGCCGUCUACUCAAAUAUCCAAAAAUUCUCAUU
Hippocampus zosterae (dwarf seahorse) is the source of this 2825-nucleotide messenger RNA. RefSeq lists its product as uncharacterized. Gene Ontology annotation, molecular function: zinc ion binding; nucleic acid binding. The record is from RefSeq and is a predicted model, not a curated record. The transcript has 2 exons. NCBI's taxonomy places the organism in Eukaryota, Metazoa, Chordata, Actinopteri, Syngnathiformes, Syngnathidae. The coding region runs from base 778 to 2319 and encodes 513 amino acids.